This is a messenger RNA of Monomorium pharaonis (pharaoh ant), 1196 nucleotides long. Its product is annotated as mediator of RNA polymerase II transcription subunit 27-like. Gene Ontology annotation, biological process: regulation of transcription by RNA polymerase II. Gene Ontology annotation, molecular function: transcription coactivator activity. Gene Ontology annotation, cellular component: mediator complex. NCBI's taxonomy places the organism in Eukaryota, Metazoa, Arthropoda, Insecta, Hymenoptera, Formicidae. The record is from RefSeq and is a predicted model, not a curated record.
CGGUCAAGGGAAAUGGAGGGACCAACAGGGACCAAGCGUAACGGAAUAAAAUGUCAACUGUGCGUUCUAAGUUUUAUAUUAAAAAAGUACGCUAAUUGGAAAUUAAAUUGAGGCUGAAACUACUACUUGUCCUCAGAAUUUAAUCGCUCGGUGAUUUUAUAAUCGACUGCGCUGAAAGUAGACAUAGCAGGUGUGAGAAUGGAGCAGCUACAGACAGCGCUGACUGCUAUCAAAGUGCUCCGUUCUAAUGUUGGGCAAGUGUUUGAGUCCCUAGGAAAUGGUUUACGAGUAGAACAUGGAGAGGAGAGUAAAGAAUCCAAGUACUUGCUUGAGUUACAGGAACUGUUGACUACUGUAAAUGUUAACUUGAGGGAUGUAGAACAGGCGAUAAGUAGUUUAAAUCCUCCACCUGGUCCAUUUAAUUUAGCCAGCACAACUUACCUCAGUCAGGAGACUACGCAGGAAAGACAGGCGCUUUAUAGCACGCUUGUCAAUAGCUACAAAUGGACGGACAAAAUUCACGAAUAUAGUAACGUUGCUCAGAUAUUGCUUAGCCAAAACUCACUAAAGAGAUCUUACACGAGUGCAAGUAGAACGAAGAGAGGAAGAUUUCCCACUAGCUAUCAUAAUGUACCUCAGCAGCAAGUCGAUACUAUGAUAUCGACGUUUGACCGACUAUUUCCCGACAUGACGGUGUCGGUGUCCCGUCCGUUUGCGUCAAACGCAGUGCUACAUAUUACUCUAGGACACGUCCUGAAAGCGAUAAUAGCGUUUAAAGGACUGAUGAUAGAAUGGGUGGUGGUCAAGGGUUACGGCGAAACGAUGGACCUAUGGACGGAGUCCAGGCACAAAGUUUUCCGCAAAGUAACGGAAAACGCACAUGCCGCGAUGCUGCACUUCUACUCGCCUACAUUACCCGAGCUGGCAGUGCGAUCGUUCAUGACGUGGUUUCACAGUUUAAUCAAUUUGUUCAGCGAACCGUGCAAACGCUGCGGUUUGUACUUGCACAGCGCGCUUCCUCCGACUUGGAGAGACUUCCGAACUCUGGAGCCUUAUCAUCAGGAGUGCAAACCAUAAGGCGCAGGCUAUUCGAAGCUUGCAUUUUAAAUAAAUAAUCGAUCUUUGGUACUUUGUCAACAAUGUACAAUAAUAUUUAAAACGUAACGAUUUGUAUUUUUUUCUGAAUAUAUUUAUUA